Python bivittatus (Burmese python) is the source of this 3555-nucleotide messenger RNA. Lineage: Eukaryota; Metazoa; Chordata; Lepidosauria; Squamata; Pythonidae. The record is from RefSeq and is a predicted model, not a curated record.
CAAGCUUUGGUCUUACAUUAGUAAAUUCUUGAACAGGAGCCCCGAAGAAAGCUUUGAAGCCCCUAAAUCCAGGAAACCCAGCUGUACCAAAAUACAUUUGCAUCAGGCAAGUCCUAGUCCUCAGGAUAUCAGCAGUAGCCUUGGCUCCAGAAGAAGUAAUGGGGACAAUAUGUUAAAGGUUUUACCACUGCAGACCAGUCUUACCCCAAGUUCUCAAGAUGGUAGUAGUAAUCAAGAAGAUGGUCAGGAAAGUUCUCCCAAAUGGAUUGACUCUGGGUCUAGUUCAGAGGAAGAAUGCACCACAAGUUAUCUAACAUUAUGCAAUGAAUACAGUCAAGAAAAAGUUGACCCUGGUUCAUUAAACGAGGAAUCUGUCCUGAAAUCAGAUGAUAAUGUUCUCAUUACCAAAGAGCAAAGAGGCGUCAAAGCGCAAGAUGGAGCUGCCACUGGGAACUUGGAAUCUGCAUUCACGUGUCAGGAAAUAAAAGAUUUUGCUGAUGAUGUGGAUCCAGAAACGGUUAAUCCUACUAUGAUAUCAGAGUCGUUAAAUAAAUCCAAGAAGAGCCCCAUGGAAUUUUUCAGAAUUGAUAGUAAAGAUAGCACCAGUGAACUUCUGGGGCUUGAUUUUGGAGAUAAACUUUAUAGCUUAAAAUCAGAAUCUUUUAAACCAUUUUUUCCCACAUCAGAUCAGGAUAAGAGCCUUGAAGCCAUAGAAAACAAAUUAAGCCUUGUAUCUCAGGAUACUAUCAGCAGGGGUUCUAAUGACUCUGUGCCUGUGAUAUCAUUUAAGGAUGUAGCUUUUGAUGAGGUUGGUAGUAUUGAUGAAGGGAGACCUGACCUUUUGGUCAACUUGCCAGGCAUUAUGGAGCAAAUGAAAGAAGCUUCAGUGGAUGGGCCAACAAAGCUGAUGGAACAGAAUGGAGACAUCUUGGAAAGCAAACUUUUGGAAACUCCUGAUGUCUUGCAAUUGAAUAACAGUGCAGAACAAAGCAGAGUGCUUGAGCAAAAGGUAGAGCAUUUGAGGGAAGAAGAAUCAAAAGAACUACACAAAGGAAAUCAGGAAACAGUCAGGACAUUCCAUACAGCUGCUAGUGACCCAGCUGGUUUUGGGGACAGGACGGCCUUUCAAGAACUUGGAGAAGCAACAACAUCAUUGUUAGAUGUGUUCAGCGUAAAGGAGAAUUUCUUGGUUUCCAGUACACAAGUAGAUGUUACAGAAGACAGCUUAGACGUGGACAGUGAAGCUGUGUUGCUGUUUUCUGAUCAUGCUGAAGAAAACAACGAAGAGGGAACAGCCCCUUCUUUGUCAUACAAAGCAGAAAGCAAAGAGUUGGGUGUGAAGAGCAGAGGAGAGAAUGAAAUACAUCGUUUUUUUCAGGACUUGGAUGAGAGAUUAGCACUAACCUCCAGAUUUUACCUCCCUGAGGGCUGUAUUCAAAGAUGGGCAGCUGAAAUGGUUGUAGCCCUUGAUGCCUUGCAUCGAGAAGGAAUUGUGUGCCGUGAUUUGAACCCAAACAACAUCUUAUUGAAUGAUCGAGGACACAUUCAGCUAACGUAUUUUAGCAGGUGGAGUGAGGUUGAAGAUUCCUGUGACAACGAUGCCAUAGAGAGAAUGUACUGUGCCCCAGAAGUUGGUGUUGUCGUUGAAGAAACAGAGGUCUGCGACUGGUGGAGUUUGGGUGCCCUUCUCUUUGAACUACUUACUGGAAAGACUCUCCUGGAGUGCCACCCAGCAGGAAUAAAUACUCAUACUUGCUUAAAUUUGCCAGAUCACAUUUCAGAGGAGGCCAGAUCACUCCUUCAACAGCUUUUGCAGUUCAAUUCUAUGGAACGUCUUGGCUCUGGAAUCGCUGGAGUUGAAGACAUCAAAGCACAUCCUUUUUUUGCCACCAUUGAUUGGACAGAAUUAGCUAAGUGAAAAGCUGUAUGAGUUGUCUGUGCUUAGGCUGAAGAUUUCGAACAGAUAACUCCCUUGCUGCCAUUAUGAAGACUAGGUGUUCCCAGACCAGGAUGAGUAAAUUGGAAAUUGGAAUCAAAAGGAAUGUUUAACCUUGACUGGACAAAAGAAAGGUGUGGUUUAUACUGCUGGGGACUGACUUCAGUUCUUCUUUUGUGUUGGAAUGAUGCGCAGCACUGAUUGCAGGGCAUUACAAGCAGUUGUCUUUGCAUGUCAUGUCAUACAUUUCCUCACCCCCAUUUCAAAUCAUGGGAAUCUGGAUGGAAAAAGUUUGACACCGUUUUUGGCAGUAGCCCAUCUAGCUCUGGCGUUAGUGGGAAAUUGUGCAAAUAAGAAUGCACUCCUUGUAUUUUGUUUUAUUUUAAGUGAUGACAAAGUGUGGAAUUUCUGUUGUACAUGCCAGUGCCUAUUGUCUAUGCCAGCUGAAUAUAGCCCCCUUUUUAUACUUCUUUGGUAACCUUGGCAUAGUUGAAUUUAGGUUGACUGGAGAAGAGGGAGAAAAAUAACUUAUCAAUAACAUAUGCUAAAUAAAAUAUUAUGGUGCUUCUGCAAAACCUGACAUGUAAUAUGUCUAAUGCGGGGGGGGGGUGAGGGGAGAAUGAAAACUAGUAUCAUGCGAUGUAAUUCCAAAAUGGUUAAGUGUCAUCUCUCAAAAGAUGGAAAAAUGUAAUCUAGCUAUUGCUAUCUUGUGCUUGUUGGUUGCAAUGCAAUGUUUGUUUUAAAGCACUAAUCUUUACCCUCAAGUGAAUUAUAUGUUUUAAAUCACUACAAGACCAAAAGUCUCUUCUGUCAUCCAGAUAAUGAUUGUUUUAGUAAUUUUAAAUGGACCAAGAAAAUAGAAUGCUGAAAAGGUAUGGAAAGCUAUUAUAUAUCGUAUAGAAAUUCAUGCCUUCAUAUAACUCUGUGAUAUGGCAGUUUUUUAUGGUAGGCAGUUUUUAUCUUUUUCUUCAUUUUGCUUACAUGGAAAAUGUUCAAGUUUGCAGCAUUCCACUUACAUGCACAUGUUUAUUUGUACAUGUGAGUUCUGAAAAUGUUUUAUUUACUCCUCAAUUUCACUACAACUUUGUUUCUUCUUUUAGAAACAGUACAUUAGUAUAUGUGUUUUACCAUUGUGAAUCCCUCCUAAGGAGGAGAGUCUCCAAACACUGUUCUGAGAUUUGGGAGUUUUAUAUUAAAGUGCUCUAUCAGAAAGAAUAUUUGGGAACAUUUUACGAGCACUAGUACUUCACAAUUUGGAAUUUCAUUGUAUGCACCAUGAACAGGCCCAACUGAAAUGGGAUGAAUGAGAUGUCUGCUUUUCAUGACUAUUGUUUUUUUUUUUAAUAGAUUUGCCAUGAAGCUGUUUCAGAGGACUGUUGUCUUCUGAUACAAUUGGAAUAAUGGUGAUUUGGCUAUUGGUCCUUAACUUGUUGAUUAUUUUGUCAGAUGGAAAUCCAGGCACCAAAAGUUGAGAAAAAGACACCUGAAGUUAAUAUUUACUUAAAAUAAAAAAUGUUUCUUUUAAAAGGUCAUUGUCUUAGUACAUGUAAAACCUUCUGUAAUAACUACUUUAGUAUGGCUCAUUAAGUUAUUAAGAUCCAAAGCCCCCUAUUAAAAUA